GUUAUAUGCAAGAAACCCACUGUGAAAUCAAUGUCAGAUAUAGCAUCGUAUUGUACAUUUGCUUGAAUGUGGUGGGUUUGCUGUGCCACACCAUUGACUCGAAUGGCAAAUUGACAAGCCGCACAUAAUUUGGUGAAAUAAGAGUAAAAACAAACGAAAAUGGCGCAAAACGCACCAGACUGUAAGGACACGCAGGAUUUUCAAUUUAAACUGCACGACAAGUUUGUGGCGUUCAAAAAAUGCGGUGAGCCCCGCAGCAAUGUGAACCUUUUGGCGGUCUCCAGCAGCCGGGGAUUGCUCUUUGCCGGCAGUCCAACGCAGCCGGAACUUAAGGUGAUCAUUGUGAAGGAUUUGGCCAAUGCGAAAAGCACAGGCCAACAGCCGCAGGCGCGUCUUGUGCCACUGCCCAGUAUUCCGAAUUACAUUGCCUGCAGCUCCGAUGGCAACCUGCUGGCCGUGAACCACACUCAGAACGGCACCAGCCUGCUUAGCAUAUAUGCGGUGCCAACGUUCAUGACCCCUGAUGUACGUCCUGUUUACAAUAUUCGACUGGCCGCCGAGGAUCACGUGCACGCCGUCCAGCUGCUCUGGAAUCCCGUGCUGCCCAACAGCCUGGCUGUUGUUUUGAGCAACGGAGCACUCGGGAUGUAUGCCCUGAAGGAGGGCGGCAACUUUGAAAUGCACUCGCUUGACAAGAAUCAACAAGUUAAAUGCGGCUGUUGGUCGCCUAAGGGCAAACAGAUAGUUCUUGGUUUUCCUGGCGGAAAGGUGCAGCAGUUCAAACCGGAUCUGACUCCGGCCAAGACGCUAUUGUGUCCUCCGAAUAUACACGAUGCCCCCUUUGACACCAUUGCCAUCCAGUGGCUGUCGACUUUCCAGUUUGCGGUGAUCUUUCUCCAGCAUGGGGAGGACUGUAACCCCUCGCUGUACAUCCUAAAUGCUCCCAAGGCAGGUGCGCCCAGCUAUACUAACUACUAUGACAUCUGCUACAGCAUGAACGGCCCGAGGAACCAUCAGUUUCUCUUUAGCCAUGUGCCCCAGUGGAAUCUGCUGCUCGUAGUCUCGGCCAAUGGCGUGGAGGUGGGCAUCAUGGGAACAUCAGAAGCCGGCGAUACACCCACUUGGCAGCAGUUUACAUUGCUGGAUGAGGCCCGCAUUGAAAUGCCCCUAAGUGAGGACAAGGAGGAGACCUUCCCGCUGGGCUUUGCCUUCGACACCUCCUCAACGCACCAGCUGACGAUAAACGAGCAAAAGCUGCAGACCAUGCCCAUGGUGCAUGUUUUAAGUUCAGAUGGAUUAUUGCUCUCCUUCGACUUUCUUAAUGUGCUGCCGACAGCGGUGUCUGUUUGUUCGCCACCUCCUCCAGUGGCAGAUACUUCUGGGCAGUUCAGGUCGCUUAGCACGCUGCUUCCUAUUGAGGAAAAGGAUCAGCCAGCUGUGGCCGCCAGUCCGCCCUCCAAGGCUCCUGCUGCAACUCCUGCUGCUUCCUCUGACAUAUCCUUUGCCUUUACACCGAAUACCGUGACAUCAACUCCAGCUCCAUCGAAGGAUAAGCCCCCAUCGCUGUUUUCUGGCUUUGGAGCAGCGGCACCGAAGGCACCUGCUCCGCAGCUAUCCUUUGGCACUGCUCCGACUUCCUCUCCACUUUCGUUUGGUGCUCCAGCUGCCAAUGCAGCCAAGCCUACAACACCAUUUGGAGGAUUUGGCACGCAGGCAACGGCUCCGGCUAUGGGUACCAUGUUUUCUGCUCCAGGAACAAAUACCUUUGGUGGAAUGGCAUUAAACAAACCAGCUGUUAACAGUGUGACACCUCGAACGAUGGCAUCAGGGCCAACAGCUCCAGCAGCUGCUCCUGCUUCUGCUCCUGCAAACAAACCACUAUACACGGUUCCUCCAACAUUCACAGCAGUGGACACAAAACCAGCUACAUCAGCGCCACCAACUGCAGAGGAAAGUCUUAAGCCUGAUGACACCGAGCCCAUUAUCAAGGACAUGAUUGCCCUACAAAUUGAGGCCUUCAGCCAGGAUAUCCAAAAGCAGAAGGACCAGACCAUGCAACUUCUCAAAGGCAUUGCAGCUCCAUCUGCUUUGAGGGCGUACGCCAAGAGACUGGAUGAUCUCCAGGAGCUAAAUGAACAAGCCAAGGAUGUGGAGUUUGAGUUGGAUGUACAGGGAUUGCGACAUGGUCUUAAUGAGGCCUAUGCCAUCGUAGCAGAGUGCCGUGGAAAACUGGAGAUUUAUAGAAAACCAGAGAUUACGCGUUUAAUGAACUCAAGCUCCUGUGAUCCAGCAGGCCGUCGCAUGUUAGCGCGUCUUCAGAGCUACGUGGCCGCCAAUGAGGCCCAGCUGCGUCUUGCCCAACAGCAUGUCGAUGUGCAGUGGGAACAGUUUCAGGAUGUUGUGCGGCGCAAUUCAAAGUCUCGCAUGCACAUGCCUUGCCUGGAGGGAAUCUAUCAAAGACUGACAAGACUUCAAAACCUCGCUUCUGACCAGCGAAUUCUUCAGAACAACAUCAAGGCUAAACUUAAGGAGCGCGGAUUGCUUCAGGCCGCACUGCUCGACCAGGAGAAAAGUCGCACCCGCACCAACGAAGCAGUGGAUACAUUGGCCGACUCCAUUCUGUCGAUGAGUCUUAGCCAGAUAGUGGACUCUAAUGCAGCCAAGCUUACUCAACAAAGACUAAAAAAAAUCCGUAACGUUGUGCAGCUGCAAAAGAUCAACGUUAUUUGUCCACAGCGUCCGGAUCGAGUGGGGCUCAAGUCGGAGGUUAUUUUGGAAACCAAACGUAGGGCGGAGCAGAUUAAGAAGGCAGCAGCCAAGCCUAUAACAGCCAACAAAUACACCCAAGCAGCAGUGGCUCCGCCUGCCAAACCAGCUGUGGUAUCCACGCCAGCUGUAGCAUCUAUGCCACAAGCUAAUCUUGCAGUGGCUUCUCCGCUGCCAAAACCCAUGCCAUCUAAACCGUCCCUUGUGGAAAAACCUGGAGUGCCCACACAACCCACUACUCCAGUGGCUACGUCAUUUUCCUUCAGCCAAAGCAGUCCGUUUGUAAAGACAUCUACUGUGACGCCAACGACAAAUACUCUGACUCCUGGAGAAGCAGCCAAGCCGGGUCUUUCCAUGUUCGGUGGCUUGGGCAGUACUAGUGGCAGCUUUAGUUUUGGCGGUGGUGGUGUCAAGUCGGCACUCUCAUUUGGAACAGGAUCGCCAGCUGUGGCAGCUUCCACACCAAAACCAAACCCGUUAGCAGCGGUCGAAAAACCUGCACCAGAGCCGACUAAGCCCAAAGAACAGCAAUCAACUCUAGAAUUCAAGGCGGUGAAACCCGAAACUGAGGAAUCAAAACUGCCACCCCAAACACCAAAGGCUGAAACAGAAAACAAAUCCUUCGGAUUUGGCGGAUUUACAGGUACUGGAGGUGCUGUCGGUAAUGCUUCCAGCUCCCCGUUCAGUUUUGGCGGGUUGGGCUCAUCUCUGGGCUUCGGGGGAUCAGCCGCAACGGUUCCAAAAUCGGAACCUGUCAGCACAACAGCCACUAGUGCAGGACCAUCAGCUUCAACUGCACCAUUUGGCAUGUUCUCGGCAGCUUUGACAAAACCAUCGAACUCUGAACCUAUCAACACAGUGACUAGCAGCACAACCAGCAUUACCAGCAAGCCCACGCCCGUAAUAGCUUCGAUCAGUGCAACUGAUGCUCCUUCCGUGACCACAACAAAAGCGGUGACCAGCAGCUCGGAUCCUAUUGGUGGCCUCUUCAGCUCUGUGAACAUCUGCAAGCCCAACACUCAAGCAGAUACCACCAAACCAGCCAACAUUUUUGGGGGUCUCAACAGCGGAUCAUCCUCUGGUACCUUUUCGUUUGGCGGUGGAACUGCGGAUGCCUCAAAGGGAUUAUUUGGUAGCAUCAACCCAGUGUCUACAGCCACAACAGCUCCCACAAGUGUGACGGAGGCGAAAACCAAGACUGAUCCUAUUUCAACCACCGCAUCAGCUAACUCAACUACUACCACCACGACUGCUGUAUCAAGUCCAGCAGUAAUUCCUCCGGCAGUAACCCCAGCAGUUCCCGCAACAUCUAGCACAACGGUAACAUCCAGCGCUGCUGUUCCUGGCAGCGCGUUCUCCUUCUCAAAUGCAUUCAGCAAUUUAAGUGCGGGAGGUGCUGCAGCUCCAACUACUGCCGCGCCUGCUCCCUUAGCUGCCAACAGCUCCACCGCAACUACCGCCAGUAACUCGUCGACCUCAGUGUUUGGUGGUGGCUUUGCAGCAGCAACAUCAACAGCGGCUCCGGUAGCUAAUCCCUUCCAAUCAGCUGCAAAAAGUCCCAUUUCGAGUGGAAACAUUUUUGGCAGUAUACCCAAGCCGGAUACCAGCGUUUUUGGAGGAGCUACUGCUACUACUGCUCCUUCAAAUACCACGGCUGCGGCAACACCAGCUGCUGCAGCAGCUGCACCACCAGCAGGUCUCUUUGCGUCGGCCGCGAUUAGCAAUCCUUCGCCGUUUGGAAGUCCCACGACUGGAGCACCAGCUUCUGGCGGAAACAUUUUUGGUCAAGCUGUUAAGCCCAGUGUCUUUGGGCAACCAGCACAAACAGGCGAUAGCGGAGGAUCUAUUUUUGGUGGCGGAUCAGCCAGUUCACCUUUUGGAUCGAGCUCAAUUUUUGGUGGAAGUAAUGCGCAGAGCGCAGUCGGUGCCCCGACUGCCGGAAGUACUUCAGUCUUUGGCCAAAAUGUGUUUGGUCAAUCAGCAGCAGCUGCACCGGCAGCAGGUGGAAAUAUAUUCUCCAAUCCCGUCGGCUCCCCGCAAGCUUCUGCCUUUGGUGGCGGAGGAAACUCGAUUUUCGGUUCACCAGCAACCGCUGCAGCUUCGCCUGCCUCUGGCGGAUCGAUAUUUGGCGGUGGCAGCAGCUCUGGUGGAUUUGGCUCCUUCACGCAGACAACACCAGCUCAGGGUGGCUUUGGUGGUGGAUUUGCCCAGAGCGGCGGAGGAUCUGUUGCCCAGACAGGUUUUGGAUCACCUCAAACCCCACAGCAACCAUCGACACCUGGUGGCUUUGGGGCCAAGCCCGUCUUUGGUGGAUCCCCGGCAUUCGGAGCAAGUCCGACCUUUGGGGGAGGUGCCACCUUUGGCAGUCCAAAGGGAUUUGGUGGAUUUGGCGGUGCGACCCCAGUAGCCUCCCCUCCAGCCUUCGGUGCUGCUGCAAAGCCGACACAAGGAAACAUUUUUGAAACGUUGGGUGGACAGGAGUCGGGACUCUCCUUCGGAAAUCUUGCUCAGACAGGAAACUCAAAUACGCAGAAACCAGCCUUUGGCGGAUCGAGCUUUAUGAAUUAUCGUUGAGUUAAUAUUAAUAAUAUACGUGUUGCUUGUUCAGUUUCCAUGAGAUAAGAAUACCACUUAAAACUAAAUCAUUAUUAAAAGUAGCAAAAACUGUGUUUUUUUAA
Drosophila teissieri is the source of this 5444-nucleotide messenger RNA. RefSeq names its product nuclear pore complex protein Nup214 (gene Nup214). Lineage: Eukaryota; Metazoa; Arthropoda; Insecta; Diptera; Drosophilidae. Gene Ontology annotation, molecular function: protein binding; structural constituent of nuclear pore. The record is from RefSeq and is a predicted model, not a curated record. The transcript is spliced from 9 exons. Bases 160 to 5340 code for a protein of 1726 amino acids. Gene Ontology annotation, cellular component: nuclear pore. Gene Ontology annotation, biological process: RNA export from nucleus; protein import into nucleus.